Molecule: messenger RNA, 2527 nt
Organism: Pectinophora gossypiella (pink bollworm)
Lineage: Eukaryota; Metazoa; Arthropoda; Insecta; Lepidoptera; Gelechiidae
Gene: Brf
Product: transcription factor IIIB 90 kDa subunit
Exons: 12
Coding region: 145-2112 (655 amino acids)
Biological process (GO): DNA-templated transcription initiation; transcription preinitiation complex assembly; transcription by RNA polymerase III
Cellular component (GO): transcription preinitiation complex; nucleus; transcription factor TFIIIB complex
Molecular function (GO): RNA polymerase III type 3 promoter sequence-specific DNA binding; TBP-class protein binding; RNA polymerase III general transcription initiation factor activity
Source: RefSeq, a predicted model, not a curated record
ACGAUAAACGUAAGGUUUGUUCUACCGUGUAUUGUAAAUGUUUACUUCUAUUUAAUUGAUGAAUUUCCACUAUAUAUUAAUUAUUUCGCUUUGCCGGUAAUCAGUGCGUCUGUUAUUAUCUCAGAGCAAUACAGCGAUUUCGCGAUGUCUGGGAAAAAAUGUAAGCACUGUGGGUCGUCAGAGAUCGAGGUGGACCCCGCACGAGGGGAUGCAGUGUGCACCAACUGCGGUACUGUAUUGGAGGACAACAUAAUCGUAGCAGAAGUUGAGUUCCAAGAGAAUGCACAUGGCGGUGCCUCUGCUAUAGGACAGUUUGUAUCUGCAGAAUCUAAAGGAGGCGCUACAGGAUUUGGAAGAGCAUUCAAUGCAGGUAUAGGGCAGGAAUCCCGUGAGGUGACGCUAAGGAAAGCUAGAGACGGCAUCACAUCGCUCUGUCAGCAACUACGACUGAACCAGCAGUGCAUUGAUAUUGCCUGCAAUUUCUUCAAAAUGGCACUGUCUAGACACCUCACCAUCGGUCGCCCUGCUAAUCACACACAGGCUGCCUGUGUUUACAUGACUUGCAGGACUGAAGGCACAGCCCAUUUGUUGAUAGACAUAAGUGAUGCUCUCCAGAUAUGCUGCUAUCAACUAGGGCGCACCUACUUCAAACUGUCGCGAGCACUUUGCAUCAAUAUCCCACCUACAGACCCGUGCCUAUACAUCAUCAGGUUCGCCUCGCAGCUCCAAUUUGAAGAUAAGCAGCAUGACGUCAGUAUGACUGCCUUAAGACUAGUUCAACGUAUGAAGCGGGACUCCAUACACUCCGGGAGACGACCCUCGGGAAUCUGCGGAGCUGCCCUCCUAAUAGCGGCGCGUCUGCACAAGUUCUCGCGAACGCCAGCUGACGUCAUCAGGAUAGUGAAAGUCCACGAGUCGACGCUGAGGAAGCGGCUGAUGGAGUUUGGGGAGACACCGUCCAGUGCCCUUACCCUUGAGGAGUUCAUGACUGUGGAUUUGGAGGAGGAACAGGAUCCUCCCGCUUUCAGGGCUGCUCGGAAGAGGGAUAAGGAGAGGCUGCAAAAGUUGAUGGAAGAAGAAGACGGGGAGAAAGAGCUGACAGAGUUACAGAAAGAGAUAGAAACACAGCUAGAGCGAGACAUCUCAAGAAGGAAGAAAGCCACUUCCACACCGGGCACACCUUUAAGCUUUUUUGGAGGGGAAAGUGGCAUGUCAGAGGAAGCGGAAGCGUCGAGGUUUGCCGCGCAAGACACGUUAAAUAUUAUCGGGGAAAUAGCGAAGGAUGUACAACCCAAGACUGAAAAACUCAAAUUCGAGAAAGGACUAGGUCCAGAUUUAGCGGUGAUAGGCCUUGGCCAGCCGGACGAAAAGUGCGACAAAUCAAGUAAGCCGCUGGUGAAGGACCUGACGCGAGCCGAGGAUCUGAUCCUCAGCGCUGACGACGAGAAGUAUAUCAGCUCCCUCAUCAUGAGCGAGGAGGAGGCGCGCCACAAGACCAUGCUGUGGAACAAGCUCAAUGCUGGCUAUCUCAAAGACCAGAAAAUAAAAGAAGAAAUGCGGGCGCGGGAACGCGAGGAAGGGAAAGACAAGAAAAAGAAAGUGAGAGGCUCGUACAAGAAGCGGACGGCCAUCAACGCGGCCACCGCGGGCGAGGCCAUUGAGAAGAUGUUAGCUGAGAAGAAGAUCAGCUCUAAGAUCAACUACGACAUCCUGAAGAGUUUAGACCAACCAGGGACGCCGCUGCCAGCCACGCCGAAAGAUGCGCCUGUCGUUACCGAGACAAAGCCACCGACCCCGUCAAGACCAGCAGUGGUGGCGUCCCCGCCAGCCCGCAAGCGCAAGAAGAAGAAUCCUCCUCCGGUCCUCAACUUAGCCAUCCCCGCCCCCGCGACCCCCGCCCCCGCCACACCGGCCACUCCGGCCCCCGCCACGCCCGCGGCUGACGACCCUGGCACUCCGGCGCCGCCUACUCCUGCACUUACGGAUGCCGGCGACGACUACGAAGAUGACGCGGAGGCGGAGGCGGAAGCGGAAGCGGGCGCGGAGCUGUCCCUCGCGGCCAUGCUGCAGAACGGACAAGACGACGAUUAUUACGACUAUGAGGAAUAUUAGCUAUUUACGCUACGUACAGUCAUGAGUAAUAUCAUGUACCCACUUUAAAACCUUGUCACACUAUCGUAUUUGACAUUUAAUGAGACUUACGGUUUAAUUUGUCAAAAAAGUUAAUGUGACAUGGUAUCAAAGUGUAUACAUAUUAGUACUCAUGACCGUACUUACACCCUAUAUGAAAGGAAGGAAAACGAUUUAUUAAUAUCAAAAGUGGCUGCAAGAAGUCUUCUGAUGUCUGGUGGUUCUGACCACCCCAUUAGUGAUCACGGAUUUAACAUAGUAUGAUUAGAGUCAUGGUAUAAGAAAACCAGUUAUGUUCAAAAGUUAACUGGUUUUGUUAUACCAUUGUUAGAGUAAUGUAGCUCUUGUAAAAUGUAUAGUUUUAGUGCGAAAGAAACAUACCUGUCGUGACUUUUGC